AUGUUGGACGCUCAGCUAUCUUAUGGCUUUGAAUUCUACGGCUGCGAUGUUUCCCUCGCCCUUACUCCCAUAACAGAGAGGUGCUUUCUGAGUUUGACACAGGUAAUGCGAUUUGUUGAUCAGCGGAACAGUUGUAUAGUUAAUGAACUGUUUCUGUUUUGGUUUGGGAGCAAAAUGCAGAUAUCUGACUUUGUUGUAAUCUGGGGCUUUCCCUAGGGACGAAAUGUGCUUGUUGAAGUGGGGGCUUUUUGUGGGCCUCGUGUGCUUACCGAUAUAUUAAAAUACAUAAAGAGGAAAGGAUCUUCGGGAAAGUAGCUUCAUUAAAGCGCUUUUUUGUUCUGAUCAUGUUUAGGCCGUAUGGAAUGUCUUUGGGGGCUCGCUUGUUGGACCAACAGGAACAGGAAAAACUGAGACAGUGAAGGUAAUUUUUUCUUGCAGUUGUUGCUUUUGCUCCUUAAUCUUGCUCUUACCCUUGCUUUUCUCCUGUCUUCGCCACACGAAUCUACAUCUUGUCUAAUUGUCCUUUUGUUACUAGCAUCAGGUGCUCCUGAGGAACAUCUGAAGUACCAUUUGGAUGUCGUGGGUUAAAAAACGGACGUUCGGCAACUUUUUUUCCCCCAAGUAUUCAUUAUUUAAUGGUAUGUUUGUUUCCAUAGGGUCUAGCAUCUUUGCUUGGUCGUUAUCUGGUCUCACAGAGUUGUUCCCCAAAGAUGUCUUCAACAGCGAUAGGAAAGAUUAUUGUAGGUCUGGCAGAGGUGAGAAAUCUAUGAGCUCUUGGUUUUUUUUUUUUUUUUUUUUUUUUUUUUUCUUGAAGACCUUAUUCUUGCUGUCUUUUUGUUGCAGGAAGGUUGCUGGGGUCUGAUGGAUGAGUUCCACAAAAUAAACAUAGAGUGUCUUUCAGUUAUGCUGUUUGAGAUCCAAGCUGUGCUACUCGCUUUGAGAGGUGGACUUUCUACCUGCACUUUGGAGGAUGGAAAGGAUGUAUGUGAUUUUAAAAAUUGCUGCAAUGUGGUAGAUAAUAGGGAUAGCUAGAUAAGAGUGGGCAGUGGGCUGGACUCGAGGUGGAGAAGUCUUGGUCCAAGCUCUGGCCUUAGUCACUCGGUCACAGGGCCUCUCUCCGCCUUUUGCGUUAAAGAGUAACAAAAGUCUUUCAGGGAAAGUUGAAGAAAUGCUAUUAGGUAACGCCAGGAACAUAUUAACACCAAACUACCAGGGAAGCUGAAAAAUUGCUGUUAGGUAACACCAGAAGCCUAUUAACAAAAAGCUUUCAAGGAAAGCUGAGGAAUUGCUGUUAGGUAACACCAGAAGCAUAUUAACAACAAACUAUCAGGGAAAGCUGAAAAAUUGCUGUUAGACAACACCAGAAGUAUAUUAACAAAAAGCUAUCAGGGAAAGCUGAAGUACUGCUGUUAGGUAACACCAGAAGCACAAAAAGCUAUCAGGGAAAGCUGAGAAAUUACUGUUAGGUAACACCAGAAGCAUAUUAACAACAAACUAUCUGGGAAAGCUGAAAAAUUUCUGUUCGGUAACACCAGAAGCAUAUUAACAAAAAGCUAUCAGGGACAGCUGAGGAAUUGCUGUUCGGUAACACCAGAAGCAUAUUAACAACAAACAAUCAGGGAACUGUUAGGUAACACCAGAGGCAUAUGACCUAGUUCUAGGUUAUAUGCGUGUGGUAAAAUGCAACCGACUGACCUUCCUAGAUAUUUCUAAUCGCCACGUGUCACCAAAAUCGAGAAAUGUUCCGCCGGUAAUGGUACCUAUGUGUUGAAGGGUUCUUUGCUCACUUGACAUCAAAAUGAAACAAGAACAACUAAUUGGCACAGGACCCCCUAGCCGAGUUUCGCUUUGAUGUUAAAAAGAAAAACAGUUUAGAAUCUCAGAAAACACAUUUCAGAUCAAAGUUGAAGAGCAGCACUUAUGUAUAUUGAAAAUACUGACGAAAAUUAAGCGUUAUUUCUAUUCAAGAGCUACCAUUAACGACUUUUUUUCUUUGUUUUGUCUUUAAUGGCAGGUCACUGUUAAACCCAACUUUUCCAUUUUCCUCACCAUUUGUUCCAAUGGACACAAUUAUGAAUUCCCGCCUGAGGUCCGUGCUUUGUUUCGUUCUGUUGCCAUGGUGAUGCCAGACACAUCUCUGAUACUGAGGGCUCACUGCGCAGGGCAGGGUUUUAAGUCCCCCAAGAUUUUAGCGGAUCGUCUCAAGCUUGUCGCAGAUGUCUGCAAGGAGCAACUGUAAGUCACCACAUUAUAACAGACCCUUCAAUAAAGAAGCGACCCCGAUUUAAGAAUUUUUGGAAGGGAAUAAUUCUUGUAGCUGCAGAGCACUUACCUGAAUAUUUCAAGCUAGACUGUGAAUGUGGUCGUUUGCAAUCCCUUCAAUCGUCUCUAUUUUCAACCAUCCUUGUUCGUUUUGUCUUAUUCUCAAGUUCGUCGUUGGUAAUCUGUUUUAAUCUGGUCCAUCCCAAGCCAUCCCCGUUCCAUUUUUCGUUGAAUUCUUCUCUUUUCGGCUUUUCUUUUCUCACCAAACUUAUUUUUUAUGGUUUCUUUUGUGUUGAAAGUAAUUUUGACUAUAAAAGCGCUGGACCCGAAACAACGUUGCGUAGCAGUAAAGUAUGUGCUAGUGCUUGCGUCAGUUUGCGCCCGUUGAUCAACGACAUAUGUAUACCCUUGACGAACAAAAGCGUGGUAAUCGGAAUAACUUUCCAUAAAGAUAUUUUACAUGUUUGGUUUUCUGUGUAUCCUUCCUCGACAGAAGUGGAAAGAGUUAUCACAACUUCAGCCUGUCGUCUUUUGUGGGCGUCAUACAACAUGCUGGCAACAGGAAAAGCUCCCAGGGACCUCUGGGAAGCAAACUUAAUGCCGUGCAAGCUGAUUUGGCGAGACCCUCCAGUACGCAGUCAGUAGCCACACAGUUUGGUAAGUAAGGUCGAGAAUAGUCGUAGAGAACGUAACUGACGGUAAAACGGCCUUGCGUUAAACGCACAGACGAUUUGGCGCAAAAUGCUGUUGCGUGAAGCGCGGAUCAUGUUGUAAAGUUGUCACUCUCCUUUGCGAAGUUUUUCGACAGAAGUGAAGUCCUACGGAAUGUUUUCAAAUGUUAUAUGUGAUUUGUUGUGUUUGUUUGUCUUGUUUAGUGCGUUGUUUGUUUAUUUUUUUUCUGGUUUGCGUCUUUUAAUCAGCUUAUUGUGCGAAAGACAUAUUUUGCUCAGUCAAGUGAGACGGCUUUGUGCAGGCACCCCUGAAAAAGGACUAUGGGCCGUUGAACAAACUAUUUUAUCAAAUAACGGCGACCUAGAAAUUAAAAAAGCUUGCGUAUUUCUGUAGGUGACUGCUUAUCAUUAAAUCUGGAUUUAGUCUCGCUGUUUUCAUAUGCGUGUUGGAACGCUUUUGAAGACAAUAUAAUCACGGAAAUGAUGGAAUAGAUGUCUAAAUUUUUCUCAGGAGCUGGAAAGGACAGAGGAGGCCAGUUUGGUCAGAAAGACAAAAAGCCUACUACUCCAUCCGCUUUAACUUCUGCUGCCAGACUAGAGCAUUCGUUCGUUUUGCAAUCACUGCAAGAUUGUAUUGGUCCAAGAUUAUCACCCGAGGUAACUAUUGUCUCUUUACAAAGUGGUAGUAGUUGAAGAAAACUUCACGUUUGUGGCUUUAGCAAUCCAUCGUGUAUUCUCAGAGGUAAAUCUUAUUAACAAUUGCCACAGGAACACUUCCUAAGACUGACUCAUUGAAAUUCUCACUGUCGAUAGGGUGCAUAAUUUCCUAUUUAUUGUUUUUCUUCUUUGUCAACCUAUCAUUCAUUUUAAGCCUCUCGUUUACCUUCAGGAACUUAACGUAUUUAACAUGGUCCUACGUGAUGUUUUCUAUGGUCUUCCUAAACCUCCUGCCCCAGCAUUCCACAUAACCAAAGUGGUUCAAGAUUUCGAGACAGUUCUCUUGGCGCACACACGGGAGAAAGGUUUUGUCCCUCAUCAGCCCUGGAUUGCAAAGAUACACCAACUUUGGACUCUCUCCAAAGUUCACCGAGGUUAUUUAUUUCUUAAAAUUGUUGUUAGGUGAUCAUUUUAUUUAUCCCGCGUACAACAUAUACCUGUUCUUAGAGUUUUUAGAGAAACCGUGAUGCUGCGUCGGUGGGGGAAAUUAUAAGAUGAUUUAGUUUUAUCAACUGAGAUGGUAAUGGAAAUUGGCAACUGUAAAGACUUUCUAAAGCUGACGUUUCGAGCGUUAGCUCUUAGUCAUUCCCUUUGACGAAGGGCUAACGCUUGAAACGUCAGCUCCAGCGGAAACUCUUUACCUAUUAGCCUUUGUCAACCAAUUGCGCAGUGGAGACAAAUCAUAGAGCAUGCGGCGCAGUCCCCGCUUUUUCGUUUGUUUCCACAAAUUUGCCGCCUGGAGCAGGCUAUCGGAGCAUUGGGGAUUUGACAAUGGUGACAGCGCUAGGUUCACACCAUUAUAACAAGAAUACCAGUCUUCUACAUAGAGUCAGAAAUUAAUGGAGUUUACUUUUGGGUCGCGUUUUCGUAUCUUUGAAAUGUUUUUCGGUCUCCCUGGACCAAUUCCUUCAACAAUAAAGUAACAUUCAAAUUCAAUUCGCUAUCGAUUUGAAGUUGGUAAAGACCAAGCUGUUACGAUUACGAAUGGCAUAUUGACUAGGAAAGAACAUAUCUAAGGUUUUUUCUCUGCUCACACUAUUCCUAUACCACUUAGGAAUCAUUGUCGCCGGACCUCCCGGUACUGGCAAAUCCUCCUGUAUCUCAGGACUGGUGGAGACCCUCAGUGAAUGUUCACUGACAAAACACAAGAACACAGGUUCACAGAUGCAUACACACAAGUUACAGAGAAUAAAUCCAUUAGCAGUGUCUGAUCCAGCUCUGAUGUUUGGUAAAGUGAACUCAUCUUCAGAUUUUGAGGAUGGCAUCUUCACUGCUUACUUCAGGAAGGCCAACAAGGACCAUAGUGUGCAUAAGAUGACCACCUGGCUAUGCUUAGACGCUCCUUUGCAUCAAGGAUGGGCUGAGUUUCUGAGCAGCGCGUUGGAUAAAGGAGAGGUAAUGACAUGUCUAGAGAACUUUCCUCACUCGUUAGAACGCGGCUUUUAUGGGUUCUAAAGCACGGGUAGCAGAAUGGGUAGAUUUUGUCAGGACUGGCCAUAAAUGAGAUUCGUUUCCCGUAUCCAAGGCACCACAAUGUGUCUUUUUUAACCUUUUCACUCACAAUAUCUCAUUAGUAAUUUGUUGCCUCUCCUCCCCUCAACUCCCUGCUCGUUUCUCCUUAAAGGGACCAGAUGUAAGGGAAAUGGGUAAAAUGACUGCUGGAAAGUUUGCCAUUCAUUUUUUUUUCAGUUAUGUAAGACGAUUUAAGAUCAUUUCAAACAACCGUUUAUUUUACAAUCAUUUUUUUUUAAUUUCACCUUUGCUGUUUAUAACAUGUUUACCGAAAAAAGGAUUUCACGCAUCUCGCUGUGCGUGUGGUCAAUUUGCGAAAUCAUAUAAAACGGGCGGAUUGUUGUUGAAAGCCAGCGCACUAUGUUUAAUUGCCGCUAGCACGUUGAAGGAUGUUGUCUUCUGUCGGAAAUUAUGCACUUUCAAAGUAGUAAUGUUUGUGAUUUUGUCUCCGUGCCUUUUGUUGUUUCAGUAUCUGAACUUAUUGAACGGUGAAAGGCUAUAUCUAUCAGAAUAUGUCAAACUGAUUUUUGAGACAGAUGAUCUGACAGACGCUUCACCUUCCACUGUCUCCAGAUGUGUAAGUAUGGUUUGUCUCAAUUGUUCCUCUAGCUGUUAUAAGAAGUCAGUUUUGAAUUCUUGAAACUGCAGCUUCAUUUUGUCAAAUAGAAGUUCCAAGUCACCGCUUCCUCAUCAUUAUUGGUGCGCUGGGUGCAAAUAUAACACAUAAAGAUAAAUUAGCGUUAGCCCUUCGCCAGUCACUCUGACGAAAGUGAGAUGGCCACUGAGCCAAGGUUGACCCAUCGGGAAAAAGCGUCUAUGCUUGAUCAUACAAGUGUUGAUAUUGCUGUGGUCGCCUGAAAAAAAGUGCAGUAAAUUGGCUUAAGAUACCUAUUAUUUCCAGUUACGAUGUUUAACUUUAAACGCCCUUCACUCAAACGAGCCUCCUUGAAGCAGCACUUCACACAAACAACAUUGAAGUGUGUCCUUGUUUACUCUGGUUUUUAUUUUUAAUUUCAUUUGUGACCUUAGGGUGUGGUCUACAUGGAUGAGACUGUGUUGGGCUGGAGACCUUUGGCUGAAGCCUGGCUGGCAAACAGAUCUCCACAAGAAAGCCAUGUAGGUGUUUAUUAUCAACAAAUAAAUACAGUGCGUUUCUUAGAUCGAUCGAACCACGAAAUUAUUGUAAUUUGGGAAUAAUAGCGAAGAACUUUGAGCAGUUCUUAGGCUGACGCUUUGUUUCUUCCUCUUUCUUAGUGUCUGCAACGAGCUUUUAACAAGACCGUUGAUGUCAUCUCGCAGUUUGUUCACUAUGAAGCAAGGUUAGCUUUUGUUUUACCUUCUUAGUGGGCCAGCCUUUAUAAUCCAUUUAUAAGAGGGGGGGAGGGUAGGGGUGGCCUGGAUUCUUAUCAGGGAGGAUUAGCAAGAGGGAAGAAUGACCAAAUUUAAUCUUGUGAAAACGAGGGAAUCUAAAUCUAGCGGGAAUCUUGCAAAAUGUUUGCUUGUAUCGAUAUCUCCCCAAGUCGCUCUGCUUGUUGAGUCGCGAUCAGAGUCCUCCUGAGUUUGUUACGUUACUGGUUGUAAUCCUAUUUGUUUUCUCUUUUGUAGACCAUUCAUGAAAGUUUGCGAGGUGGGGCUGUUUAACACGUGUCUCGCACUGUUAAAGGCAUUGAUCGAGGUAAGCGUGAGACUUAUGUUGACUUUCCUGCUGUUGGUACUGCUGAGCUUGCAGUGCCACGCUAAUAAAGAGUUUACGAUCUUUCUUAACUCUGUGUUACCCUAGUACUUUUGUGAAGGUGUAUAAUUGCUUUUUUGGAGUUCAUAAAUUCCAAAAGCUGGGAAAAAUGCGUGCUGUUUCUCCAUUCAGUCUGUGUUCUAUAAUGAAGAAUGGAGAGUAACUUUACCAAUUUGCACUGCAGAGUCAUAUAAGUGAACGUAAAAAAUAAUGCAAGUUGCUGUGUUUCUGUUUAUGAUCAAAUGUUUCGAUCUCACCUCUUUUUAGGGCAACACUGACAUUGGUGGCGAGCUUCAUAUUGAGAGGUUGUACUUGUUCUCGCUUAUUUGGUCAUUUGGUGGCCUUUUGGAUGAACAAGACAGGAAGAAGUUCAGCGAGCUGUUACUGUCCCUGACAAGUGCCUUGCCAGAUUAUGAUCAAGAAAUCUCCGUGUUUGAUUAUUAUGUUGAUGAAUCUGGAGAGUGGGACCCGUGGCAGUCAAGGUGAGUUUUGUCACAGCGAUUCAGAGCCACUCUCUUGAACAAUUAUUUGUGGGAAAUUAAACCCAAUCGUUACCGACAUACCCGUAGCCAGGUGGCCAGAUAAAUGUAUUCACUUUUGGUUUUUUUUUCUUUUUCGAUAAAGAGUUCCAGAAGUAAGCUAUUUUGACGCAGCAGAUCUCCUCGGAGAGGUAUUCGUGGACACAGUUGACACAGUAAGUCCUCACAUCUCAUAAAUAUUAUCACAUUUUUAGCUUUACUGAUUGUAAUUUAACUUGCCUCUUCAUUUUCUUCAAUUAUUCCUUUUCAAUGUACAGCUAUUUUAAAAACACUAAGAAAGUCCCACAGUUGAAGCGCAUACGCUCAAUCAACAAAGCGAAUGAACGAUUUCUGCACAGAGGCUUUUAUUUAAUUUGUUAAGCACCGGGAUUUUUUUUUCAUAUAGAUCCGUACACGUCAGUUCAUGGAGUUGGCCAGCGCUUCUGGCAGAAACAUUUUGCUGACAGGUCCUGCAGGAUGUGGAAAAACAUCACUGAUCAGCGACUUCCUUGACAAGCAAGGUGAGCGUCAAAAACAAUGUAUCGUUAUGAAAAUCAGCACUUCCCGUUUUCUUUAGGCUGGAUAAUAAAACGCUAAAUAAAUUACAUUUUGACUCGAUAUUGCUUUACAACGACAUGGUCUUUCCUGAUAGAUUUAUGUUUUUCCAUUCUACUGUUUUUCAGAGGACAAGAACCAAAUUGUAAAACGCUAUGUCUAUUCAGGAACCUCGGGAGCUGCUUCAUUACAGCAUUUUAUUGAACAUAACAUUUACCAUAGACAAGGUGAGUUAACCCCAGUACCUGUCACUAACCGAGUGCGCAGUUUCGUACAGCCUGGGGUCAGUCCAGACCCCUUCUCAAUACAACGUACUCCUUCCCUUCAAGACAACCACUCGAGAGAGGAUAUUAUUGUACGACACUGUUUUGUGUUUUCGGGCCAUUUUCCUACUACACUGUAUCAUCAUUUUUUUUUUCUUUUACCAUUUUUACCUCCUUUAUGUACUUUUCCUCUCCCUCUAAGAGAGCUACGUGAUGGAGACCAUAACGAUAACGGUUGGACUAGCAAAAGAAAGAUUGAACACAUUGAAACAUAUUAAAAUUGAUUUGAAAACGGCGCGGGAGAGACCAUUUAAAAGCCAAUCGAUAUAUCAGUUAUCAGAGGCACAAUGUCAUCUAGUUACUAAAAAUUUUAAAACGGAGGUAAACAACUUUUCACACGGAGCGGCGAAACUCGGGCAGUACAAAAAUAAUUUCCCAUAAGCCCAUAAUUAGAUGACAUUACUUAUUGUGUGACACAGGAUUCGUGUAUGGUGCCAAGAGUGGAAAAAUACUCAACAUGUUUAUAGAUGAUCUUAGCCUUCCUCAGCGAGAUCAAUAUGGAACUCAGGAGGUCAACGAGGUGAGUUUAACCUUGCAUCUUUUUCCUCUUGAUCCUAUCUUUGCGACUGAAAUGCGCCUGGAAUAUACCGUGAGGCACAAAAAAAUACUUGCGGAAUGUCGGUUUUUUGUGUUUUCGCGAACAAAGUGUUGCGACCAGCGAUUCUCCGUUUAAACAGCCUAACAUUUAGAAAGAAACAAACUUAAUAUGUGCAAAUUUUUCUAACCUUUUGAGUAAUUUACAGAGCAGCUACAAGAUCGAUGGUUCCUUUAGGAGUGAAUCUGCAGGGGUUUCAUUAACUUUUCCCACAAGUGGCGCCUAAGGCGCAACCCAAACAGGAGAGCCUGCUCGCAGGCUAAUCAGUCAGCGGUGACCCUUCAGCUCCCAUGAGUGACCAAGACAGAAUUUCUCGUUACAAUUUCAAUAUAACUUCAUGAAGAAAGGAGAUGGGAAUUAAGAAAAAAUCAGCUAGGGGAUUAUUAGUUGAUCCAGUACCAAAUUCUCCAAAGUUAUUUCACAUGAAUUGUAGUGCAAACAGUAAUGGGGAACUACUAGUGAGAUUUUAGGAAUGAAAGGUUAAGAGGUCUUAUAGGCGGUAGUGGACUGUCAGCAACCGGCUUUUAUCGAAACCUCUGAAUCUAGACAUGACUUAAGACCGUCCAUGUCGCAGUUUAUUAUUUAUAAUAACUGAUUUUUUGUGGAUCGAUGACUUUCCACAAAACCCGAAAUAUUUUGAUUCCAUUCUAUGACAUGUGGUUUCCUGUCUCUUGUCUCUUGACUCUUGUAUGUAUUAGCUGUUACGACAAGUUCUCGAUGAAAAAGUCCUGUUUAACACCAAAAAGCCUUUUGACCGUCGUGUUUUAGAGGGUGUCGUCGUUACGGCGGCUAUGAACAUGCAGUCAGAACUGGUCACCAGCCAGCAAAUUCCUGAGAGACUAAAGGUGUGUAUUAAUAACGAUUUUACAACAUCGAUAAAAAUCUCUCUAGUAAGGAGGUAUUAUUUCAUUUGCACGCCAUUUUUACCUCCUGUUGAUCUUUACCCUUUUACUUUAGACAUGCUUACUUUUUCUGGUGACCUUUUUUUUUACUUGUUAACUUACAUUAACUUGUCUUGCAGCGCCAUUUUGCUGUAUUCCGUUUACCAGCUCCGUUAGAAGAGUCGCUCUUCACUAUUGUUACUUCCGUAUUGGAGGUGAGUACAGCCAUGGCUCUCUGUUUAACUUCAUCAAGAACGCGCAGCAGAACAAAACUAAAGGUUUUCAAGACUAACUUCAAAGCUUGGCUGAGAAAAAAAAUUAGUCUAUCAUUCAUCUGCUAUGUUACUAUUUUGACUCUUUUCGAAUGUUUCAUUUGUUUAGGCUAACAUGGCUCAGAAUCAAGGCAUGGGUUUGCCACAAGAGUUUCACGAGCAGAUAGUGAUGGCGUCGUGUAUGCUGCUCAACAGUUUGCAGGAUGUACUAAGACCUUCGCCAACUCCUGGAAGGUGUCAUUACCUGUUCAAUCUCAGGGAAAUCACGAGGGUGUUUCAGGUAGCUUACAUGCUCAGAAAUUAAUCGCAACUUGAACUGUACAUGUAGAGGUUGCUAGCUAAUUAACAAGGGAAUUCCAUGUUGCUUUACAUCUGUUUCGUAAUGGCUUCAAAAUGGGAUAUGAACGAAAAAGUGGCACGUGAUGUGCAGCCGAGUGUGUCACUGAUGUUCUUACCACAUUUUGACGUCAUAUGUGAUCUGUUACUGAACAGACUCACGGAAACAUAGAAUCUGUUUUUUUUUUAAUGAUAAAAAAUGUGUAAAAUGUUGUUAACGAUGACGUCAUUUAAGCGUUUGUCUCCCAAAAGAUCGUAAGUAAAAGCCAAUCAAAAUUUAGUUCAUCAUAUAACUAGUAUUUCAUAAAAGUUCACGUCUUUUAUGAGAGAGUUUGGAAACAAAACGUAUUACAUGGGUGGUGAUUGGGCCGAUUGAAUGGACAUUGGAUAAUACUCCGUCUAAACCUCGAUAGCCUUAGAUAUGUUUUACUCAGGCGUGGACAAUUUUCUCCUACCGUUAUCUUACACUGGUCUGCUGCUACCAAAUUGUUUUUAAAAAAUACUUGACGCUUUGAUCGAAUCGAGGGAGAGAGUCACGGGAAGGGGCACAAAUGGACGUGCCGUGGGAUUUCUAUCUGGGUAAAAUUCCUCUUGAUCCUCCUGAGAUCUCCGAAAACGGUGUCGAUCGCUAAAUAGAUUUAGAUACUUUUGGAAAUGAGGCAAUUGAAAUGAUGUUUCAGUCUGUUGACUCGAUCCUCUUUAAGAAAAAAGUUAAAAUGCAUAGUGAAAGCACGUCGGUUGAAGAUUUGUUUUUUGUGUGUCAGAACUUCGCAAAAAAUAGUCCCCCAGUGCUAAUGCACUGGCAAGCAGGCAGGUGAUACGAAUCAGGUAUAUUAUUAAUUUUGGGGUGUAUUGUUACUAGUUGAAAGAACUUUCCUUGAGAUUCUGGGAGUGAUAAGGUUGAAGUAGACUUGCAUUUUCUUUGUUGUGAUUACUGGAUGUUUUAAUUUCAGGGGUUAAAAAAUUGUUCAGAGGAGAUGCAGGCUGAUGAGGAAUACGUGGUAUCCCUGUGGCAGCAUGAAGUAACACGAGUGAUUAAGGACCGCAUAUGCCGAUCAUUAGAUAUUAAAUGGUUUGAGAAAACUCUCAAAACAAUUAUUAAAGAGGUACAACUGCAAAAAAGUUGUUUUGAUGGACUUAGUAGUUUAUGUACAGAGCAGAUUAGCUUAUUCUUUUUGUUUUGCUUCAGAACUUUCCAGAGCUUCCUGCCAAUUCUCCGUCUCCUCUGUUUAUUACUUUUCCACUGGAUGCAGGACUUUACGCUCAACGCCCUGUGACUCAGGGACGUGUUGCGCCAAAGGUUUGUUGUAGAAAAGAUUUCAAAGUAAAACCAAAUCACGUGAAAUGAAGUACUGUAAAUUUAACACUGCAGCAGCCCUCCAAAGGAGCCGUACCAGGUAGAUAGGAAUUUGUGACCAAACAUGAGUUUGGGGUCUGGAUUCACCAACCUUGCUGUAGAUUUAUUGAGAUAAGAGGGGUAGACAUUUUUAUGAAUAUUAUGAAUGUUUUUUAUAAGGUUUUCUCUCAUUAUUAACACUUUCCUUUCUCAUCAUUUGCAAUGUUAAAAGCUUGGUGAAAAUCCUAAGCAAAUAAACCUAAUUUAAAGUAGUGGACAGCACCAAUCUCCGUCGUGGAUUUGGCGAUGAAUAUUCGACUUUUUGUUUUGCUUGUUGUUGCAGAUCCUUCUUCAAGCUAUAAAUAACAUUGAAGACGUGUCCGCUUGUUUACAAAGCUAUCUGAAGCGUUACAAUGACGAGUUCAGCGGACUGGAUUUAAUGAUCUCAUCUCAUGUCAUGUUUCAUGUUGUCCGUCUGCAUAGAAUCUUAAGUUACAAGAACAGGUAAACAGCUGAUGAAUUAAAUCAUGUCGAAAUCUUGUCAUACUGGAAUUGAUACGCUUCAUUUUGAUAAAUCUGGUUGAGUGAGUUCAGAACCACUGUAUUUUAGCAAAGAGAAGAAGAGAUGAAAAGACUGAAUUAGCCUUAUUCCUUGGUUGUGCCUGUAAAGUUAUUUGUAGACUCAUACCAUGUUUCCGGUGAGCAGGAGUGAGGCUAAGGGUGAAAUUGUUGAGAUACAAACGUUGUUGCUUUUCAAAUGUAAAUUACUUUGUUAUCGUGCUAACUAGAUUUUGGUCUAUUUCACAACAAGGUCACCUUCAGCCUCACUCUAAAUCAAAGGCUUGGCAACUAAGUACACAACUGUAAAAUGACCUAUUAUGUUACAAAUACCUCGCAUGCUGCGUUGGAUCUCCACGUGAGGAAAAUUCGCGAUAAGGGGUUCAUUAUUUCUUGACACUCAUGAGAUCUCUGGAAACGGAAGUAAUCUAGAAAUAGAGAAUUUUAGAUCCUCGGAGGAGUUAGCUACGAAUAGGCGAUUUGAGUUCGCGCGGAAUACAUAGAAAUAGAAACUCGCAAGGCUUCAUUGUGAUCUCUAUGAUCAACACAGUUGGUUACUUGUAAUUUUUGGACGCAAUCAAGCUCUUUCCUGACUGAAAAAAACUAUGAAAGCUGUGGAUGCAUCGGGAUAUUGUUUGCGCCAAAACGCUCGACCACUAAUGUCCACGGAUGUUGUGUUUUUCUGCUAAACUAACCCAUGGUUCGCGCGCCCUUUGUUUCAGUAUUGGAAAAUCUCAAGCUCGUAAUCGUAUUCACCCAAAACUCACGAGGAAUCUAACUUACGGCCUAUUUGGGGGUUUCAAUCUCUGGACACCAUUCUCUCCUGAUUUUAGUCUUACGUGAGUCUCUAAUCUUCCUUUUUUCAAUGAUUUAUUCUUUUCUAACAGAGGGAAUGCAUUACUGAUUGGGUCGAUAGGGACUCACCUCAACUCCCUUGCAGCUUUAGCAUUGUACAUGCUGGAGUAUCCCAUUCACCCUGUGGACUGUUCUUAUCCAAACACGUUCCUCGAUGGACUCAGAUCUGCUGUGCGUCAAGCUGGCUGCGAUGGAAAGACCACCACUGUCUUGUUUACUGUAAGUAUAGACGUGGACCUGAACUUCCAGAAGAACAAUUUCACAUCGUUUCUGUUUACCGAGAUUCAGAGUAAACUAGUUUUAUAAAAAUCUCAGUGGUGGAGAAUCCUAAAUGCUCUAGUUUGAGCUGAGAGUGAAUAGCAUCUAAUGUCUCCUUACAAUAUCACCCGAAUCACCCAUUAAAGCCACGAGAAUGAAGGAAAUGAUCCUUAACUGAAGAAGCUCCUAAUUGUUCAACAAAUUCUCCUUGUUAACACCUUAGAGAUACAUGCAAAUGUCAGGGUCUAAAGGGUCAUUCAGGCCUCCUGAAACUGUCUAAAAGAAAUCAGGGAUGCAAAAGUUAUCUUUGAUUUUCGAAAUCGCCUUUUCGGGCGGAAUUCAGAUAUUAAGAUCAACUUUACAGUCAAAAGAUCUUUUUGUUCAAAUAGUUUACCAUUUAAGUGUGAGAUAAUUUCUUUCAAUGGUGGUGUUAUUUUGAUUUGAAAAUCAUGUUGUUUUUAUCCAGGCACCAGAUUUAAGGGAUGACAUGUAUUUGGACGCGUUAAACAGUUUACUUAUCAGCGGAGAGUAUCCACCAUUGUUUUCCGUCGAUGAAUUAGACAGCUUGCUGCAGGUAAGGUUUUCCUCUAACAUAUUGCCUCAGUCUUUUUGGUUUUUUUUAAUGCCAUUAUUGUCCCUGUUUGUCAAAUUCGCAUGUGUUAAAUGUUUCUUUUAUGUUUUAUUCACAGGCUUUGAUGCCAGCCAUCAAGAAGAAAUUCUCCAACUUUUUGGCGGACCCCAUGAAAUUUUUCAUCACUCGUGUGAAGGCCAAUCUUCACAUCAUCCUUUGUCUUCCACCCACUCAUAAGCUGCUUAGAAUUGGCCCAAGGUAUGACAUGAGAUAAACAUAAAAAUAAAUAAAGCUGAGUAAUUUCAGGAUUUUCCUAACCUCUUCGGCCGCCUCAUGAAGUAAAAACUAACCGGUCAGAGUUUCCUGUCAAUAAAUAUAGAUGGUCGCUUUUUAAAACUGGCAGAUCCAUUUCCAGACGAACUCGGCAUUUCGUUGUACUCUUGCAUUUUUUUCAAACGACUUAGGAUCUCUCCUUCCAGCUAAGCCAGGCCUGAUUAAUAGAAAGCGCACCCACGCUUAGUUCUAACUUUGAAAACGAGUUCGUUUGACCAUUAUUUACCCUUUACGCCAUAACAUCAGUAUGCAAAUUCUCCAUUCUGUUCCUCAUUCUUUUCACAGGGUGCUUACAAGGCUAAUCUUUGAAACAAUCAAGAGCUUCUUGAGUUCAUGAUCAUUUCCUUUUCUCUCAUUCGUGAUUGUGAUGUUUGAUUCAGAGAUGAUUCUGUUGGGAGGGGGGGAAGGAGAUUAGAUGCUUGUCACUUAUUGGGGUUUAAUCAUAUGAUACAUUUGUCCUUAUGUUCAUAGUUGUUACCCUGGUAUCCUGUAUGGCUGUCAAAUGGACUUUGUCAAGGACUGGCCUCAGUACGCAUUGGAAGGAGAAGCUAGCCAUUAUCUUAAGAAAUACAACGUGCUUGACGAUAUUUCUGAACAAACUAGGUACGUAAAGCGACAUCUUUAACAAGAUCUUAACAAAGCUUCUUCACAAUGUUUUGAGUAUUUUUAUGUAACUUGCAAAAUUUUCCUAAACCUGCGAAAAACUGUAAUAAAAUUAAUACGAAAACACAAAAAUGAAAGGAAUAGUUCAAACGUGAGGGAAAUGGUUCAACUAGAAGAUGACAAAUUUUUACAAGAAUUACAAAUUAGUCAUUUGAAAGUGUUAGGCUGCUUUUUAAUUCAAUCAAAACGUUUAGCUGUAUUUGUUGUACGUCCUGAUAUGUCUCUGAGCAAGCCAGUACGUUAGAACUACAUUUGUACAUGUUUUUCCAUGAUAGAAAUCUAUCCUUUUUCUAAGUCAAGGAACAUUUUUUCAAAACUUAGUGUCAUUCUCUGGGAACGCAAAAUAACUUUGUGUCUUCCCACUGCAUGUUUAAUGUGUUUAAGAAGCACAUGAUAAUCUCUUUAAGAAAUUUUGACAGAAUUGAUUGGUCACUUCUAUCAUCCUUUUGCGACUAUUCUGUAAUUUCGAUCGGAUCACGCUAAAUACCUCGAUGCGUUUUGUCACGGUAUACACUGUAUGUACUUAUAUAUCUUUGAAACACUGUGUAGAAGUUCUCGUAUACUUUUGCAGAGACAAAGUGGUUGUGUCCCUAUCCACCAUUCAUGGUCACGUGUUAAGAGAGUGUCACCAGAUCCCCUGGGCCGGGGACGACCAUCUCUUGACCAGAGCCGAAUCUCCUCCAGAAGAACCCAGCGCAAGCGAACCGCGCUCGCUGUCAAUCCUACUGGAGAAGAUUAACUUGAAGCAUCAAGACAACGGAGGAUCCAACAUAAUCGGGGACGUAUUUGUCGGGCCCACCACGUAUAUACAGUUCAUGCACUGCUUUAGACACAUCUUUAGAGACAAGAGAAAGGAGGCAAACGAACGAGUUGAUCAACUCACGUAAGUUGAUGUGAACGUUUGAAAAAAAAAUCUCAGUUUGUAGUACGUAUUACAUUCUUUUAAAUAUAGACACGAAAUUUUAAACCAAAACAAAAACACAAGGAUACGAUCAUGUUUACGACUUGCCUAAAGGUAGCUCUUGUCGUAGCAGAAUAGCCAGAGUUUUUUUGUUUUGUUUUGUUUUUUUUUUUAGGAUUCCGCUUUCCUCAGUUUAGCAACCGUUGAUCUUUGCACGCACUUAAAUCAAAUUUCUCUAAUGGUUGCAUUAAUUUGAUUAAGUUAUUUGUGCAUGUUCACAGUUUGGGGAAAAACACUCGUAUUAAUUCCUGUCUUUCUUUUGAUCUGCUUAACGUGAGUCAGCUCACUCAUUAUUUCCGUAUUCUUACCUUCUCUUCCUCUAUUUUCGUCAGCCGUGCCGUGGCGACCCUGGAGCUAACACGACAAGAUUCCGUGGUGAUCAAGGACGUGAUUUCAGACACCAAAAAGAAGUUGUCUGUUGCUACGGUCAAAUCAGAUGAGUUGCUGGAAGCCCUCACUGCCAAAGCUACAGCGCUAGAGAAACUUAAAGCUAAACUUGGUAUCGGCAGUGCCACUUUAAGUGCGUUUGUUGCACUCAUUGAUAGCGAGAUUGAAGACGAUGACUUAGCUCUAUUGCAGGUUUCUUGAUUCUCAUUGUUUAUAGUCUGUGAACAGGUUGUUUAAUCGAGGAUGGGGUGAAGAGUAAAAUAGGACGAAAAAGAGCGAGAGAAGGGUAGGGUGGGGUAGGCGCUCUUCUUCCCCUGACCCUCUUCCCCGCCGGCCGCUUUACUUGAAGCCAAUUUCUCCCCGGUCCUUUCAACCGGAGCCUAUUCAACGGCUGAGUGUUUCAUACUCUUGUGCUGCUUUUAUUGUUAUCUCUAUAGUUAAAGGGGUAGUGUUUUUAAGUAAAAGAAAUUUCCAUUUUAUAACAGUUAUGUGGUGGAAAGCCGAAACUAAGCCAAUUUCUCUACUUGUCUAUAUUUCUCCUUCUUUUUCCUUUUGUGUUUGAUUAUGCUUGCUUCUGAUGUGAGAAUGCAGGCAUUUUAGGACGUUGUGAAUGGUAAAACGGAUGUUGAGUCUCCCUGUUUGUGGUAUUUGCUUCUUGCUGGCUCAAUCUUUUCUUGACUCACGCUGUUAUUCAUAAAAUCGUUGGUUUUUGUGUUCGUUUGUUAACUGUCCGUCUGUCCGUUUAUUACAAGGUAAUUUGGAAUUAUCAACAGAGCUGAUAGCGUUAAUUGGCUACCGUUUAGAGUUUCAAAGCCGACGUUUCGAGCUUAAGCCCUUCGUUAGAGCGAAAUCAUUCGCUCGAACGAAAUCAUUCGUUCGAUCAUUCUCUCUGAUGAAGGACUAACGCUUGAAACCUCAGCUUUGAAACUCUUAACGGUGGCCAAUUUACGUUAUCAACUCAGUUGAUAAUAGUAUGUACCUUGUUAUACUCUCCCACCAAAGCAGAACCACAGUUUUUUUGAGAAACUUAGCCCCUUAAUUUGUUCCUUUGUUAAUUAAUCAGUCUGUUCGUUUGUUCAGUCAUAUAUUUGUUUAUCAAUUACUCCGAUUGUUAGCGUUUGAUUUUAGCGGUAGUUUAAGGCCUCACUCGUACUCCAAUACCAUCGUUAUUCUUACAUUUCGUCUCCAUUUGAUUGUGCGCGGUAGGAUGAUGAAGCGGACGAGUUAGAUGAAGAGUUUGAGAAACUGAAGAAAACCAACAUAAAGAGCCGCCAAUUGAAGGUACUGGAGGCGAUUUCUCACGCAGAGGAUGAAGUAAAGGAAACUAAAGUGGCUUUGAAGAAAUCUGAGGAGCAGGUUGGUUCAGCAAAAGUGAUUCCUCCCAUUGACUCUCAAAUUUGAUAAGAACUUGCCCAUUGUGAUGUUAUUUUCCAACAAAUAGGUGGCGAAAGUAGCCUUAGAAAUUCACUGCAAAGUUUUUAGUCGCUUGAUUGACUGUCGUAAAUCCUUGGUGGAUAGAUUCACACAAUGCCUCCCUCCAUCCGGGAGAGUUAAUGGCUACCGUCGAAUUUCCUGGGAUAGCUAUAUUCCUAGUAACCACUGGGAUGACCGAUGAUCCUUGGGUAGCUACGGGUCGCUGGGUUUGCAAUACAUAAUCUAACCGUAUUUAUGUUGUAUGUAGGUUAAACACUGGAUGCAUAAGGUUGACAGAUCUUUAUGCGAGCGCCUCAGAGCUUUUCAAAGCCCCCCGCCUAUGGCCGGUAUGGUUAUGGUGAUGGUAAUGGUGUUACUGGGUAGACCGGAGUUUGCUCCGGGUAUCGGAGGAGCGGGAUCCACCCUUCCACCCCCGACUAGGCACGAUCGGAGAGGAGAUCAUAGUUCUUCUCUAGGGACUGGGUCAGAUGAGGCGUCUCGCGCGAGCUCCGCGCCACACAAGAAACGGGGCUUUAAGGAACAAUCUCAGAAGGGAGGAGCACAGGCUCCACUCUUGGGUAUGAAAUCAUUUCUUUUCUAAAUGUGCGUCUGACUUGCUAAGCUUUUUAUCUUAAUUGUGUCAUUUUUCAAAUUUGUUGCUAAAUCGCCUUUCUUUCUUUCUUUCUUUCCUUUCCGUUUUUAACUCGUGAAUUGCGCGCAUGCGCAAGAGCGAGUUAUAGAUACCAUGUGGGGAAUGGCAUUCGCUCGCUCGCUCGGUUGGUCGAUUCCUGUAAACUUUUUUUUAGAUUUUAGGCUUUUGAGUGCAUUUGAUAGUUUUUAGCGAGCAAUAAAAAAAAGAAAUGGCGACCUUUGUUGCUAAGAAUAGUGGUGGGGUGAAAAAGAAGCCAAUGAUAAUCUUAAAAGAGUUUUUUUUUUUCGUUUUAGUUUCAACAAGCGGCGCCAGCGACUGGCAGGCAUGCAAGGAUUCACACUGAAAUAACAGAACAACCUUCGUUUUUCAUAAAAUUGUAAUUUACAAUCCUUGAACUCGAAAACAAUCCGAAGAUUCAUUGAAAAUAUUACUUACUGCCAAGCGCUCGAAGUUUACAGAUGUUCAAAAGCUUUUUCUGUUAUGGCGUGAGAUUGAGGACAAAAUUGAUUAUUACGUUUCGUCGCGUGUGUUUUUCCUGUGUGAAGCAACAGAAGAUGCCGGCGACUGACGAAAUUACAAGUUAACACGAAAAUCAAAUAACACCUAAACAAACAAUUUUAGCAACCGAUUUUCAGUGAAUUUUUAAAGAACAAUUUUCUUUUAAGUUUAAAGACAAUUUGAAGAUUUAACAUACAUACAACGUACUAAAAUGCGAAAGUUACACACCACAAAAUUGAUAAAUAGGCCUGAAAUGAAAUUCUAUCUUGUUGUUGAUUAUACGUUGCCUAGCACGUGACUUAAAUCUACCCAGGCGGAGAUCCAAAAUGACGGUGGCAGGCUUGGCUUAGUUAUAUCACUCAAAACUCGUUCCAGUUUGUCUCAUUUGAUAAAGAGGGAAUCGUUAGUGUUUUCAUUAAGACAGUAUUGCCUUGAUUUUCUAAUAUUUACAACGAAAGACAGUAAAUUUCACUUUUCACCCACAUUUACUUCCAACCUUUUCUUUUGAACCAGAAACAAAAAUGAUAGACGUUUAAAACACAUGACAUCAUCCACCUUGUCAAAUGUAAUAGCAUGAUCAUUUCAAUUGUAAUGCCUUCUUAUCCCAACGUUACUUUGUUUCUUUGCUACAUUAGCGAACACUGAACUACUGCUCGUACUCUAGCUAUGACAAUCAACCACAAAAUUCCCUAAACCAGAUAACAUUAAACAUAAUCUAAAAAAUCAUGUGUCAAUUCACGAGUUUGCUCACAGAGCACUUUGAUUUCUUCCUUUCAUCAAUAUUUCACUUUUCUCAAUCAUAGGAGUGAAUGCCGAGGGUAAGGUUGACCGCUCGACAUGGAAAGCUAUCCAGCAAAUUAUGAACGACUCGCAGAAGUUUGUCGAAUCUCUACAUCACGUUCCCUGGAAAGAAGGACUACCCGACGACAUCCUCAAAGGUGUUCAGUCCUUUUUGGCCACUUCCAGCGGCGGAGAAGUCUCUGACAGUGACCUGCGCACUGCUGCGCCAGGUGCCAGUGCGAGUACUUACCAGUCUUCCCCCGGUCGAACAAUGAUUACCCCAGGUAAUAUUAGUUUGAGUUAGUGAGUUUAUAGUUUGCUAGCAGGAAAAGGCCGGCGAAGGUUAGGCAUAACGCAGAACACGUACCAUUUUCUUUGACUAUUCUCUUUAACGUGUCUUCAAACCGAAGCCUCUUUGUAAACCGAAGAUUUCGAUGUAAGAGAGUUAUUGAAGGUCCUUCAUUCCUGGAUUCGGCGGAUUAAGUACGCUUAACUAUUAAUGAAAAGGUUCAGAUAUGAGCCCUUGUGUGGUCAAUUUGAUUUAAUCUUUUGCAAACUUCUUCACUCGUGGAGCGCCGCGCUCCACCAAGAAGUUUGAGUGAAUGGUCGGGAACUUUGAUGGAAACAUCAUGAAUUGGGAGGGAGGGGUUACUGGCGAUAGAUGAGCAGCAUCCCGUCCUAUCGCAGAAGAAACACUCCUAGUCACUUUACAUUGAAAGCGAGAUAAACUCUGAUAGAAAGAGACCAGUAGGCAUGUAAGAUAGGGCCAUGACGAAAUGUAGAAAUUUCAUAAUACAUCAGAGACUUUUAAGUUAAAAAUUAUCUGUUAAAGGAAAAUCUCGAAAUAACGAUUGGUAGUUAAAAGCUUUUCAGUGGUCUGUUUUUCUCCAUAAAUUUUCCCAAUUUCUUAUUAUUUUUAAACAGAAAAGAAACCACAAGGAAUCACCAUCACAGCAGCUAAAUAUUCAUCAGAGGAUGCUGCGGUUCUCGUGGAGUACACUGUUGCUUUAGUGGAGUACACAAGUCGGUACCAUCCUUACAAAAAGGCUUGCGAUAACUUGGAAGAGCUGAUGACGGAACGUGAAGAGGACGAGAGACGAGCUGAAAUCGAUCAAGAUGCAGAAAACAAAGAAAAGGAAAAGGCAAGGAAAGGUUUUGAAAAUCAUUUCCCCAAACAGGAACAUCAAGGAAACCCGACAGAAUUAUAAAAUUCUUGUGAAAAAUGUUACGCGGCUUGUCUGAUGUAGCGUUUCUGACCUUUUGUAAUUCGUAGGCAAACUCGUGUGGGAUUACGCUCAAAUCACCUUGGUAAAUUCAAUAUAUUGGCAGUCUGAAAGGAUAAUUGAUAUAGGUUUAAUUAGCAGUCGUGGUUGAGUAGUUAACAUAAGGACGUAAGGUCUCUCUGCUCCAAGGGAAAGAAUCAUUUAGCAGCAAUGUUCGACGAAAUACCUUUCUUUUUCUUCGCAUUCAUUCAUCGAUGCAAUAUGGCCAUUUAUUGCUCAUUUUGUUACUUGAAGGUAAACACGCCUGAGCCAGAAGUCGAGCUGACCGAAGCUGACUUGCCAGAUCUCCAAGAAACUGUAACAAAGCUGCAGAAAGAGUAUGAUGAUGCAGUGGUGGUGAAACAUGACCUUAGCAAUGAUGUCAGGUCAUGUAGUGAGAGGCUCAAGGCUGCUACCGACUUAUUGCAUAGGUAAAGAUAUCUUGUGAACUGUCAAUCUGUCUGUCUAUCCAUCUGUCUGUCUUCCUUGCCUUGUCUGCCCGCAUUUCUUCUCUUUUCAUUUAUCUGUCUCUUUAUGUCUUUACCCAUCUGUCUGUGUGUCUCUCUAUCUGUCUGACUGUUCAUUUGUCGGUCAGUUUGUCGGUCUGGGUCUUUGUUUGUUUCUCUGCGUAUCUGUCGGUGUCUAUCUGCCUUUUUUUUUCUGCCUGCUGAUUUCUAUGUCCGUCUUUUCGUCUAUCUGUCUCCUCGUGUGUUUGUCUGUCACGCUCUCUGUUUGACAAUUUGAUAUGGGAAUGUAGAGGCAAUUAAGUUAUUUGUGUUGGUUAGUGGUCGACAUGGGCAAGCAGUUGUCUCGUCAACCGAUAGUGGUGUCACCUGAUUAUGAUCUGUAAUUACUCACUGCAAUGAACUCUUAUAGGAAAUUAGAGUUGACCAUGUCUGAAAUGAGUUUAGACAAUAGGACUGGGUCGUAACCACAAGUGCAACAUCAGUGCGAAGAAUUCUAAUCCAACUACAGUCUUACUUAUUCUGUAUGGAUAUUAAUAAAUCAAAACGAAUUCUCCUCAUACACAUUUGGAACUCUGGGAAUCUAAAUGAUACACCAGUUCGUACCUGAAAAAGGUUGUUGAGUACUCCCCAUCUACAAGGUGACAAACACAAAAUUUGAAGUAGAACAUAUAGCAGAUUUCUAGCUGAAAACGAAAAGAAUUACUUCCCUUCCUUUCUUGUUACAUGGGUUGUGUUUGGUAAAAUUUUCGUCCGUUUAUCGUCAUCAUCACUAUUAUUAUUAUUAAUAAUGUCAUCUUAUUUUUGAAUAAUUAUUACUUCAUGUAGCCUGAAAUAUAUGGAGCGAGAAUGGAAAGCGUAUGUUGACGAGUACACCUCAUCUGAAAUUCUUCUGUCCAAUUGUAUCGCUGCAGCAGCUUUUCUAACUUACUGUGGUGCAAUGGGAGUCGACAGGAGGUAACCAAAUCAGUUGAUCUUGAGCUCAAAGAUUUCAAGGAACGCGUAGGGCAAUUUGCUGAAUUCAAUAGAGCUUUAAAAACACCAAUUUUUCUAUUUACGCAAGAAACCCUCGGUUUCUUUUCUCUCUUUGGCCCUUUAGAGUGACUGGCAUCUAAAUUCUUCCCUCGUGAUCAUUUCUGGAUCACAGAGGUCACGAGGAUACGAGGAUAAAGGAGAUUAUCACCAAUUAAAGAAGCUCUUGAUUGAUAAACAAAUUCUCCGUGUCACCACCUAAGGGAAUGUAUAAAGAACAGUAUGGAGAAUACGCAUAUUGAUGUUAUAGUGAAAAGGGUUAAAAGUGACCAGAGUGAUUUAUGAUUAGUAGUGACAGUAAAUACAUUCAAUUUUAACUUGACGAAUUUUUUUUCAUACCCUCAGUGAUCUGCGUGCUAUUUAUGUAUCAGUAACCCAUUACUUUGUUUUCCCUCUCAGGAAACGGAUGGGCAAGUUUUUCAUGCAAGUGUGCAGGGAUAAUGGUUUGAAAGUCCAGUAUCAGCAUCUCUUUGAUCGUCAUACCCUUCCAGAGUUCCUAAAGGGAAAGGUUUGUUAGCUUCAUUGUGAUGUCAUAGUGUUGCGAUGUAUUUAAAUCUAGGAAAUGUAUCGAUAGUAGGGAGUGUUAUAUUUAGCAGUCUCGAUUUUACUCAAUAUUGUUUUCCACGACAGAUAAAGCUGUAGUAAAGUGCGAAUCGAUCGUAUUUUGUGAUACAACUCAACAGAUUGUUCUGAAGACAUGGGAGAACCUGCAGCUUCCAACAGACCCCAUCUCCAUGGAUACUAUAUGCAUCUUCUCACAGGAAGAGAGUUCGGACUCAUGGGCUUUGUUGUGUGAUCCUCAGAGAAUCGCUAUCACUUGGGUAUUGACCAUGUUAGGACAAUCGACACUCGUCAAGUACAAGGUGACAAAUCUUGACCGGAGUGAUAAAAAAAAUUGUUUAAUGAACACUUUGAAAUAAAGUAAGUGGCCUAUUUUGUGUGAGCUCUUUCGGAGAGGUAGUUCCUUUUUUUUCUGGCAUCGUGCAAGGAUAUGACAGAUUUUGGUGAUAUUAUUGAAUCUGGUGAAUAUUCUCUUGCAAAACUAUAGCGGCAUUAUAAGGCCUGUAAAGGUUCGCUUUUGGUUCUGUUGUUUUAUCGGGUUUGACGGUUCAGCUGCUCUAUUUCCCUCUUUUGUUUGUAUCCGUUGUCUUUUUAGUUUGAAUUGUUUAUGAUUAUUGAAAAACGCCGUCAAAAUAACUAUGUGUUUCUGACUCUCUUGUUUGUUGCCUCUUUCAAAGUCAAGCAGUAGAGCCCCUGAUACUCCCAAUUGAGGUCUGAGGGAUUCAGAGAAGUAGUUCAUUAAGCAUUGCGCUAAUCGGCUUUCUGUGUGUAUCUCGACAGGAACUUCGUGGUCAUCUGGAGACAUGUUUAAUGGAGGGCACCACUCUUGUAGUAACUGACGUGGAUGUGAACGAGUUAGAGUUUGAUAGUCGAUUCUACUUCAUACUCCGAAGUCGCUACAGAUUCCUUACAUCAAGUACACCAUUCAAACUCAUGGUAAGAUCUUACUAAGGAAUGCCAGCAAUCUAAGAUUGCUGUUGUAGCGUAAUGAAUUGGUUGAAACAAGCCGCUGACCAGAAUUCUGUUCUACUGAAGUACUUUGAAAGAUAAUCGAUAGCUGAUAAAGACGGAUAAUUAUAGCAAGUAGUAGUAUCGUCGCCGGUUUUGUGAUGCGCCUAAACAUUAUUGACAGACAAGUGUUUGUGACAAACGAGAAAAAUUCUCUCUUGAGACUUCUCAUAGCACCUGUUUAUCUGUACUGGUGACUUAUCAGUUUGUUUUUAUAUAAAUAUUUGUUUGGAAAGAGACAAACAAGCUGAUUAGUCAUAGGCAAGACCUAGAAGUAGACAUUGAGAUCACCACAAACAACUCCAGCUGAUAACAAGAACGGGAUUUGAACCCAAAGUGACUUUCUUGAUGUUGGGUACUUCAGACCUCUCGGUUAUGCUGCCCUCGCGUAUUGUUGUUUUCAUUAAUCGUGGUAUUCACACAAUUCUGUUCCAGGUUGGUGAGCAUGAAAUUGAGUGCCAACCAGGUUUCAGGUAAGUUAUGCAACAUUUUGCGCGUCAAAUGAAAAAAAAUGUAAUCUGCUAACCAUGCAGAUUUGACAAGCAGUUAUGGCUUGCAACUUACGUUGAACAAAUUCAGACUCAAUUGUAUGAACUAUCAGUACAGUUCAGCAACAGUUAUUCUCAUUGUCAUUUUUUUUUUCGUGAACAUACUGAACUGGCCGGCCAGACCAUAGGUGCAUUCAUUAGUCACAACUCCCCCUGGUGAUUAUACAAUUUUUUUACUGAUUGUACCCCCUAUUCCGAUUGUAAUAAUCUAUAUGAAAAAAUUACGAGCUUCUGAUUGGCUGAAAACGAGUGCAUUCUCAUAUAACUCGAGUGCAAAGCUGUAACACUAGUGCAAAGUUGUAACACGAGUGCAAAAUUGUAACAAAUAGCGCGCGCACGCCUUCAAAAUUCGUCUGCCUUGACUUUCUGCAAUGUUUUCUCAUGUACGUUAUUAACAAGUAUUAACAUGAUUUUUCCUGGACUUUGGUGUAAUAACCACCAGUAAAUUUUUCAAAGACUACAUAUUACAAUUACCCUACGGGCUCGUGCAAUUUUGUUGUCUCUUGCUUAUCAACACCAAAUUGCACUCGAAAUCAUGUUGUCACCCAUGCUAAUUCCAUAGAUGUUAAGAAACUCUCGAAAGAAAGGUCUCUUCUUGCGCAAACUAACGAUCGAGUGGGUUAGCAAACUCUUUCAGUUAACCAAUUGCUCUCUAUCUUAGAAAUAGCUUAGAGCCGCCUUUGGAAUUUCCUUAUCAAAUCUUAUCUCCGCUCUUAGGUUGGUAUUAGCUACGACGUUUUCGAGUAAAUCUGUCCCAUCUAGCAUAGCGGCUUAUGUGAAUGUAGUUGAAUUUAGUCAGUCACGAGACGGCUUGGAGGAGAUGUUCCUGGAUAGGUUCAUGAGACUUGAAAAACCACGGAUGCAGGAAACAAGGACACAAGUAGUGGAUGUAAGUAGAACAGCAACAACUGUUAAAACUGCUUAGAAUAGAGAGCUAGAUCUUCAGAAAGGUGUUACAGUGAAAGUGGAGGCGAAGCUGUAGUAUGAAAACUUUCAUCAAAAUUGAAUUUUCUGAACUUUUUCAGUGUGUCCAAACUAUACUCAUAUGAUUGCGCUGCACUAAACCGUCCCGAAUAGUUGAUACUAAUAACAUUUUAUGGCUUGUUUUGCAUAUUCAUCUUGAUUGAUUACAAUAGUCAACAGGGUACGCGUCGCCUGAUUAAGCACUAUGCUGUGAUUGUUUGAAAUGCAUCAAUCACAGCGGAGCUUGCUUGCAGAAGACCAACAUUUUGUGGUCGAUACGUGGUGAACUACUGCGGAAGAGACUACAUCGUGAGACAAAUGAUAGGACUACAGUAUUAUAUGGAGGGACUGUUAAAAAAAUGUACCGCAUGAAUGGAUUUCGCCCGCGAAAGGCUUUUUUGAGCGGCUUAGUCAAGAAUGUGUGCGCUUGUGUCGUUACUUACAAUCUCAUCUGUGUGAAGUUUAAAGAUAACACUGAUGGAAGUCUUUCUCUUUUUAAUUUGGCCAUUGCCUUUUGUAACAGGAAAUGGUGACUCUUAUGGAAGGUUUGCGCGAAGCAGAAGAGAACAUUUUAGAAUGUUUAGGAAGUGGACAUCGCCUUCUUUACAACUUAGCAGCCACCAAGAAACUUGCCUCUAUAAAGAAACAGCACGAGGAGAUUGUUGAAGGGUUGGUAUUAAUUCUUUCAUUCCCGCGAUCGAAAUGUAAUUUUUUCCUCCUUGUCGUUUUUUUUCCUCUGAGAAAUUUCUGCCUAAUCAAAUGAUAUCUUAGAAGUGAUACUUUUUAUCUCUAAUAAACUCUUUGCUUGAAAAGGCAAAGAUAUCAUAAAGAGAAAUUGUUUUUUAGUCACCCCUGGGGAGGGAAGGGUUACGUCUGUUCUCUGUAAAGGAACACCAUUUGGGUGUUUUCAACUUGUUACAAAGAUUUUAAAACAAAAAACCACACCAGGGAAGAAAACUGUUCUGAUUGUUUCCUGACCAAAAUUUAUUAAAAGAUUCAUUUUCAUAUGUUUACAAGUGACUCUUCAAUACCUCUCAAUUGUCUAUGUCUCAAAAAUUGUGUAUGUUAACAACCAACCUUUCUUUUAUUUUUCUGAAGCCAAACACGGUCUCGAGGCAUUGAAAACUCUAUUCUACAAUCACGUGAGGGAUAUCGACCAAUCGCUCGCCGUGCAGCAGUGAUGUUUGAUGUUGCCAGGAUCAUGGCUGAGAUCAAUACUUCUUACCAGACCUCUCUCGCCCAGUUUCUGACGGUGUUUGAUGCUGCUAUAAAACACUCAGAAAGGUAAACCUGUGUGAAAUUAGCCAAGAGAUAUGCCAAGGUCAGGGUGAAUUUUAUGAUGGCUUUAGGCCUAAGGUCACGUGUACUCUAGCUGAAGCGACCAGGGUUUGUCAUAUCGCCUACAAGCUUGUAAAUGGGUGCAAGCAAAUGAUAAAGGGACAGUAUGGGAAAUGGCGAAGGGGUUAUCUAAAGAAGAAUGAUAUUCUGCCCAUUGGAGGUGUAACUUUCCCAAUUUGGUUCAUGCUUACAGAAACUUUAAUUUUCAUUAAUAUAGUGAUAUUCUUUUUUCUGUGAUGGUCUUCAAACUGUUUUUUGGCGUAGAUCCGCUACAUUGGCCGAGACCACGAGCUACUGUUCUCCGAGAAAUAGGACAAAAUGAUCGCGUGAAUUGACGAAAGCUUCCGAACCACGCCCGAUAUUCUCAAGAAGAACUUUUAACAAACGUUUGAAGGUUUUACUCUUUUCUUUCUCUUUCAGAACUGCUGUAAAAGCAGUGGUGGAGAGGUUAACCCAAAGCGCGUUCUACACGGCAGCUCGAGCUCUGUUUGAACGGGACAGGCCUCUUUUUUCCUUACUUUGUGCUAUUGAGGUAAACUCAACUCUGUCAUAACAGGCUUGCUUAAUUAUUAUUUCUUGCUGGUGGAACUGUUAAUUCUUCAUUUUGUCACAUCCUCCUGCCCCUUUCUUUCCCACGGAUAGUGAUAGAGCCUGUCACCAGCAUUGGUUAUUUUAGUAUGGAGAGAUGUCUUUGAAGAUGGAAAUUGGAAAAAAAAAAGAAAAGUUCGAAAAUGAUUAAAUCUUUUGAUUGAGACAGCUCUAUUUGCAAUGAUGAUAUGAGAUGAGUUGAGAUGGGCUUGUGGUCGGUGCAUUGACUCAUAAAUUGAGUCAUAACUUUCUUUCUCGUGGCUACCCGAGUCAUUGAGUUGAGCGACAUGCUUUCACUCCACAUCAUUUCUUGCCUCCCAGGAGCUUAAAUGGGUGGCAGCGACCUGUCGGAAACGAAGCGACGGGUUGGAGUAGUGAAAAUACUCACAGUAGCAUGUAACCUAGAGAGGCCCAGUUCGCUCCUAGUGUUAAAUCAGUGAAAGCUAGUUUAAAUAAUUAUUGACGGAAGGAAGAAACUUCUCGUUUACAUCACCUUCUUCUUCGUUGUGUCCACUUGUAGGUUGAAGACUCGAGUGGUCGUGUGGGCCCUGGUGACCGCGAGUUCUUGAUUCACCCAUCAUUCGGUGCGGCUGUGAAAACCGCGCUUCAACCCAGCGCCAUGUCUGAAGCUGCGUCUCGCACUCUUUCUAAGAAGCCUUUUGAUUGGUUGUUAGACGAGCAGUAUUCUUAUCUUCAGGUGAGUGUCAAGUAGCGCCACUUGAGGACAAGAAACCUUGUCUCGAAGCGAAUUCAGGAGAUAAGAGAGAGCUUUGCCUUCCUGGUCUCUUUGAGGCAAGAAGUCUGACUAUUUUCAUCAAUGACUUCAAUAAAUGAUACAAACAGCUACUCAAAAAAUUAAUAAACAUCUCAUUCUUAACAAGGCAGGGGGGAUACGGUAGGGAAAUAUUCUGGUAACGACAAUCCACAUUAAUCGCGUGCUGCGCUCGUGAGUCGUGAUACACGGUUAAGGUCUAUUUUCCAACCUCAGUUAUUUUCCUCAAGAUAAACUGCGUUGUUGAACUGAUACAUAUUUCUCUGCUUUUAGCUUUUAGCAACCCAUUUUGAGUGGUUUCAGGACGCUUUCGAAAAGAUGACAAAAGAUGGACGUGAAACACAAUGGAGGCAAAUUACGGAACAUGAAAAACCUGAGCUGGUUGCCCUUCCAGACGGCCUGGACGAUAAGUAGGUUGCGAAUGAUUAUGGCCAUGUGAUAAACAGUUUUUCUUACGAACACCUCAACAGUUAAAACGUACAGCUCAUUUGUUUUAAGCCUUUGGAUAGCAUGAUAAACUGUUGCGGUUGCGUUCUAUACCUGUCAGAACUGUCUUGAUAUGAGUUCUUUCUGCACGGUUUUCAGAUUUACUCUGAUUCAGAGGUUCAUGGUGAUCCGAUCCCUCCGUGGAGACCGCUUGAUGCCAGCUGCAACGUGUUUUAUUACGUCUGUUUUGGGAAAGAAGUAAGUUUCCAACCUAUUGGUUGAAGUUUGACGUUUUCUCACAUCGUCGUCUUCAAUGUCCGCUUAAAAAAAAAAAACAUGUUUCGUUUCAUUUACGAAAACAUUUUGAAAACAUCACGAGGACGUUCCUCCGCCUUAAGUGUCAAACUUUUCUCACUUAAAACCGUAAAUUGAAUAAUGGAUGAUCUUAUUUUGCGUUCCACUCAAGGUCUCACUAGGUUCGAUUUCCGUCAUUUUCGCGACUCCGGUCGUUGAUCUUCGUAAGAGGGAACUUUUAGUCUCGUAAGGAACGCAAAAGGGAUCGCAUUCCGAACACAGAUGGGUUGUCGAGCCUAAGUCACCAGAGUCUUCGACUUAUCACCUCUCAUUCUGCUCCUGGAAUCUUUAAGACUGUAUCGCAGUUUCAGAAGGCACAGAUUCUUAUUGCAUGUAAUGGUCUUGACUAUGAAUUUGCACAGCGUAACUGAUUCAUGGAUAAUGAUUUGUUAUACUUGUUGACGAUUUUGGCAGUUUUAAGAAAUUUGAAGAGGCAUGUUUAUCGUUCUUUUCAUUACUUUAUUCCCGACAGAUACACUACGGAAGUGCCACUGGACUUACCGUUUGCGUAUCGUCAGAGCGAGAGUCGCACACCAAUUGUGCUGCUGUAUACCCAAGAAGCCAAUAUGGUGGAAAAGUUGGUUAUUGAAGGAGCGCAAAGGAAACAGGUGUGCAAGUCGUUUGUUUGUAAGAAUAGUUGGUGUCAAAAGUGUAACGAUUUCUUUGUUUGUUUGUGUUUCAAAUUUUCUUUGUUAAUACUAGACUUUAUGGAUUUCUCGCUUCCAAUUUGUUUCUCGGCAGGUGGAGUUGCAUGUUCUUGCUCUAGCAAAUGUUGGAAUUGGCGAAGAACGUGCGGCAAGAAAGACGAUCCACAAGGCCAUGGUACAGGUGUGUAAACUUCAGCAGUGAAACUUGUUAACAUUUGCCCUAUAGUAAGGUAGAGGUGCUCCUUCUUGCUAUUUGAUAGUGAUUGUAAUCGUAAAGCCCAACCAAUGCAAAGGUUAAUAUUUCAGGGAGGUAAUUCAAAGAAAACGUUAUUAGUUGUAUACGAUUCAAGCGCGGAGACGUGAAUGACCAACACGUGGUUGAUUUAAAUUUGCUGCUGAUGUGCUACGAGAGUGCUGCACGUUUUCUACUUUCUAGUGUUUCUUGUGUUUACUUACUUUCUUUGCAAACAAAAUUUUUUCUAACUUGUUUUCUUUAUCCAGGGUCACUGGGUUCUUCUUCAUAACGCACACAAUUCACCCCGUCUCCUGGCAGCACUUGACUCGUUCAUGCAGGAGACCAAGACAGUGGACAGCGAGUUUAGACUGUGGGUGUCCGUCCAGCCACACCCAGACAUACCUUCCUCUCUUCUGCAAUCUGCUGUAAAGGUUGUAGCUGACUCACCAAAGGUACCGCUUUAGAUAUAACGAAGUUAAAGAGGGUUAAGAAGAUAGCUAACAGUUUGUAAAUCUUUAUAAACUUUAGGCAAAGUCUUUAAUCACGUUGCUUGUAAUCUGCGUUAGCCAUCCUCAGUCACAUUCGAUUCUUUAAAGUUUAUUCUUACAUUCCUCGAGUUUCGAUCGAGUGUCGUAAUACCAAAACUAAAGUAUUCACAACAGCCAGUCAUAACAGAGUAAAAAAAAUACUACAAGGAGCCUAUGAACUCAAAUUUUGAAACAAGAAAAUUGUAAAAAGCGGGCAAAACAUGAGUGUCGCAAUUGAUGUAAGGUUUGGAUGUUUUGAGAAAGUUGCGCAAGUUUUUCGGGACCAAUCACGAAGUAACCCGAAGCAAGUUUUCGGGACCAAUCACGAAGUAACCCGAAACCAAAGCAAUCUUGGACUACUUUAGGCUCUCAACUGAAAACUGCUCCAUCUGCCCUAACAAACGAUUAUUGAAGGUUUUAUUUUAUUUUCAAAUGCAAUUCUCUCUGACAUUGAUCCUCUUUAUGUUGUGAGUCCCUCUAAUUGCUUCAUUAAAGCUGAUGUAAGAAAUUAGAGUGGUCGUGAACUACUUGUCGAGCCAAAGUUUUGACAGUCUCAACUUCUUCAGUUCACCAAGGGACAUUAAAAUUAUCGUGGCGUACUUCCUCAAAGGUUUUGAGAAUUCUCAUUACCUUCGGGGGGGGGGGGAAGAUUUAUAUUAUACUUAUAUACCAGGAGUAAUAUCUAAUACAAAUUGCCUUUCAUUUUCUUUGACAGAACACAAAAGACAGCUUGCAGCGGUCCCUUCAGUGGGUUGAUAGCGAACUGAUGCGAGUGAGCACGCGUCCAGAGUGGCCUGCUCUGCUUCAUAAUCUGUGUAUGUUACACAGUUUGGUCCGGUUACGAACAAGGUUUGGCUUGACUGGCUGGAACAAGCCUAUGGACCUCAGGAACAUAGGGACUGCGGAACUUUGGGUAAGUAUCACGGAUCAUUUAUGUGGUCGAUUUCGGUUGUUCACAGUGGCAGAUUUAAUAAUUUGACGUAAACAAUUUUUUUCCCGCAGCAAGGGUUGGAUCUGGCUGUACGCGAGUUUCAAGACAAUGCAGAUAUGGCAUGGCAAGGGGCUGGAUCAACGAGGCCUAUCCAGUGGAAUGGAUUACGGUAUAUGUUAACAGAGGUACGCCCUCCCCCAACAACCCUCUUCCCCCGCCCCCGUGACCUGAGAAAAUGAAUGGACAUUAUUCGUGUGGGCGAAAUUAUUAAGCCUAAGCUUAAUAUCACUACAAUUUGAAUGGUAUCGUUAACCAGGAGUUGUAAUAUAUUACAACUGAGCUUUUGUACUUUGUACCUUUUGACCGACGGAACUGCUUCCUGUUGCGCUAACUCUGAAUGUUAUUCACUGAGAUUUUCGUAAAUGAGAGAAAGCUGUGAGCUGUCAUAGCACCGACCAGAAAAGUUCAUCUGCAUCAAUUUCGACGAACUAUUUUGUGAUAAGGGAAUCCUUUUACAUUGCGCAUAUAUUUUCAUUAUUUACGGUGACGUUUGGUGGCGAAAGUCGCGUGGCUGUGAAAUUCUGAUAAUGUUCAAGAGCGGUGAAACAAAUUUUAAUUUAACCAUUAAAGUGAUUUUGUUGUUAUUGUUGUUGUUGUUUUGGUUGUCAUGGUUUUUUCUGUUGUCGUGGAAGAUGAUGAUGACAAUUAGGAGAUGUUGUUUUUCGUUGAUAUCAGUUUUCAUCAUGUAAACUGCGGUGUUAUGAAAGGAUUUCCAGUCCUGAGAAAAGCCGUAUUGAGGAGAAAUUCCGUAUCUACGCGUGCCUAUGUAUUUUUCUCCAUUUAUCUUUGCUCAUUGCGAAUCAUAAUUACUUGUGUUGUGGGAAAAUGCAGGUUGUAUACGGCAGAGGUGUGAGUGAUGAAUUUGACCGCCAGGGCUUGAGUGCCAUGAUUGAUUACUGGAUCAGUCCAGCCGCAGUCAAACGGGAAUUUGAAGCUUCAAAGAGUAUGUGUUUUUGUUUUUGUUUGAUUUUUAUUUUAUUCACAUUUUUGACAAUGGUCCUGUUUAGGCUUUUAAUUGUAUUUCAACGUAUUUUGUCUUGCGUUCUUUUUUCCAUAGUCAAGUACAAACUACCAUCAGCUUUAUUCAGUAGCAACGUGAAACUAAACAGCGUGUGGUCAGCGCUUGAGGGGCUUGCUGGUGAAGGUCUUGAAGUUCCCGAAGCAUGUGGCCUACACCCCUCUCCUGAGGUAAGAUAAACUGACUAUUAUACAAGUGGAGCAUGCAAAACAGGAUGGUUUUUCUAAAAUGAUCUGUUGUAAAGACUACUUUAAAUCCUUAGACACUAAAUAGUGACUAGCAUCUAAUUUCUUUACCAUAUCGCCCCUGAACCACUCAUGAUGGCCACGAGAACAAUGGAAAUGAUCACUAACUAAAAAAAAUCUUGAGUGUUUAACACAGCAGAAUAUUUACCUUGUGGGAUAGAAAACGCAGGAAACAAAUCACCAACCGAGACAGAGCAGGGAUGGCCAAGGUUGCAGGGGAUUAGAUGAGAUUAAAUUCUACACUCCCUCGAAAAUUUCUGGGAUUGACUUCUAAUUUUGCACGCAGCUACCUCAUUCAAACCACAGUAACAUCGAAACAUUAUAACGAAUAUGAUUGGUUUGUUGUUUCAGACUCAGCUGGGAGACGAACAGUACGUUUUCACUCGUUUAAACUACCUACUGGAUCGUAUGGCCUCGUCCGACACGCUCACACACGCUGUUACGGAGCCAUCCACGCUCUUGCCCUCCUCAGGUGUUAUUCAGCAGAGUUCAGCUGCGCACACCACUGGGGCAGGGUCAAUUAGUAUUGCUGGGGCGGGAGUGUUCGCUAGUGCCAGUCUAGUUUCGUUUCGUAGUCGGAAGGAAGUUGAUCUAAACGAAGUAUGCACGACAAUGCUGGCGAAGAUUCCAAAAGUUUGGUCGAAGGUGACUUGUAUUCUUCUGAAGUUUCUGUUUUUUCUACUGUUUUUGUUCCUGUCAAACCCUUUCUUUGCUGAUAUAUCAAAUUAAAUAGGCCUUUUUUCUAUCAAAAUUAACACUAUCUUGUCUGACGACGGACAAACCAAAUUAAAGCUGCUGUCUAAAAAAGAAAAGCCACAGGAACCUUAGCUUAGUAUUUUGGAGAGGACGAAAGCCAGCGACAGAAAGCUUUCUUCGCAGUAGUGUGACAAACUUGUACGCCCACUACAGUAUGAACAUUCUCGCUCCCCUUCUUCUCUCUAAACGUUUCCCGCAGAGGUUUUAUUAAACAUUCGAUUGCAAGAAUUUUGUUUUAUUUUUAAUUUACAGGAGAGUGUCUACGAACGGAUGAAGAAGACUGGAGGUCCAAACUCCUUUAACCUCUUCGUCAUAGCUGAGAUGGAAUGUAUGCAUAGACUAUUGGCGUGUGUUCGCGAAACUUUAUUGGUAAACGACUUUUGUUUUAUUCACUUUUUCUGUGCUACUAUGAGACUGUAUGUAUGUAAGUCUUGGUUGAAUUUCUGCUAGAAUCUGACGUAUCAGUUAGUUUCCGAAAAAAUAGUAUAUUUUCUAAUUAAAAAUUGGUGGCCUUCUUCUUAAUUCCAUUCGUUUGAGUGAAUUUCCCGUAAUCCCUUGACAAUUCUCUAGACAUUUUCCGUAUUCACUUUCUGAUGGAACGGGAACCAAAGAGGUUUUACUACCUUUUCUCCCUCUGAUAUCAUCAGGAAACAACAACAAUUGAGUAGCAGUAAGGAGCACAAGUAAAGUGAUGAAAACUUUGAAAAUACCUUUUCUUGAGCGCUCCUCCCAUAAAUGUACAAUAAAUUCAAAGAGCCAAAUGAAGCACACGGAAAUCUUAACCAUUGCAAAUCAGUUUACGUUCGUUCGUUUUUCGUUUCAAUUCUACUGUAGAGAAUUUAAGUGCUCUGAGUUUUUUCGGUCUGGUAUUUUCUUUGCCGCUAAUAUGCUGAUCUGUUUGUUGCAGUCAAUCAAGGCUGCUACUGAGGAGAGUCUCUGUGGUGACCGUAUCAGCGAGGAGUUGCUGGACUCUGCUGAUGACCUGUAUCACAUGAGAAUUCCUAGCAAAUGGAGUCAGCUAGGAGGAGAAUCCUCCCCUCCCCCCACGUGGAGUUUAGCCGCCUGGUUUACCGACCUUGGAAACCGAUUUUCGCAUAUUGACCGAAUUAUUGUGCAGGUAAAUAAUAAUCUAUGCUAAGGCGGUUUGAUGUUCUUAUUUAUCUUAAUAAUCGGCUGAAGUACUUCCUCUUCGUUUAUUAGAGUCGUGAAAGAGUACCGGCAUAUUGGCUUGGAGCCUUCUUUAACCCACGGCGUUUUCUCUCCAUCAUCAAACAGGUAACAGUAAAACAGCAAACGCUUCAUUUGUAAAUAUUGGGUCUGCGUUUUGAUCUCAUUUAUUGAUACCUAAUGGUCUUCCAUAGGAGGCUGUCAGAAACUAUGAAGGAAGAGUUUCAGGAACAGAACCGUUUGUGUAUCAAACAGAAAUCACUGGAAGAGAUAAAGAUCACGUAAGCAAGCCUUCUUUUUCUAUUUAGGAGAAAAAGUGUACAUUCGAUGACCUAGAAUGUUGUUUUAAAAUAUUAUUGUCUCCUAGAUCUUAAGCUCUUCUGUCCUAAGCCACUUGGCUGUUCCUUGUAUAGCGCCGUGCAGGCGUUUUAAUACAAAUUACAACUGAAUUUAUUUUGUAGAAAACUGAACCAAGCAGCUAUGACUAACACUUCUGGUUCUUGUUUAGUCUGUUCCUUUUUCUGUUUCUGAAGAGCGUCGUACCAAAUUCAGGAUAGUUUUGAUUUGACUGAUCCUAGCAGUAUACAGGAAUGGUUUCUUUGUACAUCGUUCAGCGGGCCGUCAGAUCCCUGAGACUCAAUUGUGGUGCAACUCCGAUUGUUGCCCUUCGCUCACGCUUAAUUCAAAAUUACAUGUCCAGUAAAUCACUUUAUUUUAAUCGUUUUAACAGCUUGAAAUCACAAAUUGCUGUUUUAUUGAAUUUUACCUUUUAGUUGAGAGAACCACCACUAGACGGAAUGUUCGUGUACGGUAUCUACUUGUGGGGCUGUGCCUGGGAGAAAACCACCGGGGACCUUUUGGACGCUCCUCCAAAGUCAGGCCCAACCCCUCUCCCUGUGGUACACAUUGUUGCUCUUCCUCAGACUGAGAAAGCCUCCUUGAAUGAUCCCGUGCGUGCCGCUGUGUCUUACUCGUGCCCAUGCUACUCGUCCAGGAUUUGUCAGCGAGAGCCUGUUAUGCUUUUGGACGUGGAUAACAAAGAUGUUCCUUCCACGCGCUGGCCCCUCAGGGGACUUUCUAGUACAGUGAGACCUUUUUAAGUGCCUUCCGUAGACACUUGAAAUUUAUGCACUAAUGACCUCAUUUGAAGUAGAACCUUUCUGAGUUCUUUAAAUAAUUACUUCCGUUAUAUUCCAGAGGUCGUUUUAUUGUGCUGGUCUAUUCCUCUGGUUCUUUACUCUGCUCAAUUGUUCAUGUGUUGGUGACUGUUACAAACGUUAGCACCAACGAGUUCAUUAACCAAAUUCUAGCAGUCGUUUAUUGUUACGUCAUUUUAAGCAGACAAAUUUGUGUGCCAGAGUGAGAGGUUAAUUAGCAUAACUGAAAAACAGGAACAGUGCAGUUAAAACAAAAUUGAACAUUCAUGCUCAUCAGCAUGAUUCGCACUUUGUUCACACCAGAUGUUCCGGAGCGUUCGAUUUGUUUUUUUUGUUUUUUUUUUUUACAUCAAAAGAUUAUUCAUUGCUCUUAAGUCUGAGACCAUAAUUUAUUACUUUGUACUUUGGCGAAAUGUUUAUCAUGGUUAAGUAAAUGUAAUUGAUUUCGAUAGGAUUCUUCUCGCCACUCACUUUUGUACAUAAAAUACAAUAUUUUUGAC
Molecule: messenger RNA, 36198 nt
Organism: Pocillopora meandrina
Lineage: Eukaryota; Metazoa; Cnidaria; Anthozoa; Scleractinia; Pocilloporidae
Source: the annotation of a GenBank genome assembly